AUGCCGUUGCCGAGUAAGGCUCGGGUGUAUGCCGAGGUGAAUUUGAAUCGACCACUUAAAAAGAAAAAGAUCAAACGAGAAAUCAAGAUUUUGGAGAAUCUCCGAGGCAUAACAAACAUCAUCACACUGGAAGCGGUUGUGAAAGAUCCGGUGACACGUACACCUGCUCUUAUUUUCGAACAUGUUGAAAAUCGGGAUUUCAAAGAACUCUACCACACCCUGACUGAUUACGAUAUUCGAUACUAUAUGUUUGAACUGCUUCGUGCUCUCGACGCUUGUCACAGUAUGGGGAUUAUGCACCGUGAUGUAAAGCCGCAUAACGUGAUGAUCAAUCAUCCACAACGACAGCUCCGUCUGAUUGAUUGGGGCCUAGCUGAAUUCUAUCAUCCCGGUCAGGAAUACAAUGUACGGGUCGCAUCACGAUACUUCAAAGGCCCCGAAUUACUGGUCGAUUACCAGAUGUACGACUAUUCCCUUGAUCUGUGGUCUCUGGGUUGUGUUUUCGCCAGUAUGAUUUUCCGCAAAGAGCCUUUCUUUCACGGACACGACAACUAUGAUCAACUAGUCCGGAUUGCCAAAGUCCUCGGCACGGAUGAACUGUUCCAAUAUUUGUCCAAGUACGAUAUCGAUUUGGAUUCCCGCUUCAAUGAGAUUCUGGGUCGACAUACAAAAAAACGAUGGGAACGUUUCGUGCAUGCUGAAAAUCAACAUCUGGUCAGUCCAGAAGCGUUAGAUUUUUUGGACAAACUGCUCCGUUACGAUCACGCCGAACGGCUAACCGCGCGUGAGGCCAUGGAACACCCGUAUUUCUACGGUAUUGUACAAGAACACGGUGGCCGUAUCCCGGUAGCAACC
This is a messenger RNA of Echinostoma caproni, 855 nucleotides long. The record is from the annotation of a GenBank genome assembly. NCBI's taxonomy places the organism in Eukaryota, Metazoa, Platyhelminthes, Trematoda, Plagiorchiida, Echinostomatidae.